AUGCAAAAACUGGAACCAAUCUGGCAAAAUUUGCCGUUUUUCUUCAAGUCGCAAGUAGUGGAGAACUUGGAUUAUAAGGAUCGCUGCUGCCUCCGCAAGUGCUCUAAAGCCGAUUUGUAUCUAGUGGAUUCUUCACCCAACCGUCUCGAUUCAAUUGCCAUUAAUACCUACGAAAACUACUCGUUUUUGUCAUGGAGCGACACUGGCAAGACAGUUUACACCGUAAAAUAUUAUAAAAAUUGUGGUGAAACCGAUUUGAGACUGGAAUUCUCGGCGGCGCCAAGUCUCUUUAUCCCUACGAAAAAUGAGAAGAUAUUAUUCAAAAAAACCAAAAUUUUGCAAAAUUUGGACCCAAAAUCUGAUGACAUGGAUCAUGUUCUUAUCGAUUUUUCAAUAGCUCUCAAAAAAUUGACAUGUGACAAAAUAUUGAUUGGUGACGUCAUCUUGAAAGGACCCCAUCCAACAGCGCAUCCCGAGAAGACAAUGAAAUUCAGAGAACGUCUUCUGAAUCAGAUGACGUCACCUAUAAAAGCAAAAUGUCUCUAUUUGAAGUGGGGAAACGAAAUGGAUGAAGUUGAAGAGAUUCUGAAGAAUUUCGACUCAAAAACGCUGAAAAAAUUGGAAAUUUCGGAUAGAAACGCUUUUUGGGAACUAUCGAAAAUUAUGAAGAUGGAGCAGUGGAAGAAAGCGGAAAAAGUGCAUUUGGAGGUGCUAUCUGAUCUAAAAAUUGAUGAUUUGAUGCACUUUUCGGAGAUCCAGAUGCAUGUGAGAACUUUGGAGGAAAAUGAUUUGUGGAAGGUUAUACAGAACUUCAUCACGAAAAACCAACAUCGCUCAUUCUUUCACUUCAGUUACCGUACAAUCGACCCAGAUUUGCAAAGAAUUUUGGGAACCUUCAAUGUACCAAUAAAAGAUGAGCCGAUAAGAGCGAGUACUCAGGUUAGACAAAUGCUGGAGCGCCGUAUUAAUCACACUCAACGCUUUCCAAUGCCAUCGCCUGACUUAGUUCUGGUUGUGAUGAUAGCUGAUAAGGAGGUGAUGGGUACAGUAUGCCGUAAAGAUAACGUGGAUGUGGAGGCGAAAGUGGAAACGGGAAUUUUAAGAGAAUAA
Molecule: messenger RNA, 1110 nt
Organism: Caenorhabditis remanei
Lineage: Eukaryota; Metazoa; Nematoda; Chromadorea; Rhabditida; Rhabditidae
Exons: 4
Coding region: 1-1110 (369 amino acids)
Biological process (GO): innate immune response
Molecular function (GO): protein binding
Source: RefSeq, a predicted model, not a curated record